UUUCUUCCUUAGGGCCAAGGAUAUCGACCAUAAGCUAAUUACUAUGCUUUCCAGUUCUGGGAAACGAGUUGAUGAUGUUAUGGUCAUUGUCCAGGGUAACUGGGAAUUUGGCGAAGGGGAGGAUCACGUCAACCCUAUUCCUAGAUGGAAGGGCGAGUCAGGUGGCCGAUUGCCUUCUCGCUUUUAUUAUUUGUUCAUUUUUGUUGUAAAGCCUCUUCUUUGAAAUGUUACGGCUUGGCUUGUGCAAGGAACGAUUUGAAGAAAGUCCUGUCCUCGACUGACGACGCUGUUCUUUCGGAUAUCAAAGUCGCGCUCAAGUAUUUCGGCCGUCGAAGUCUUCAAAAACAAGGGAGGGCGGCCCACAUUCUGCUUCGUUACGAGCCGACAUAUACGACCUUCUUGGCGGCGGAAAAUAUCCCGGUUCCGGAGGGUGAAGAUUCUCUUAUCGCUCUUAUUUUGUCCGACUUCAAAAACUUAAGGCAGGUUGGUUUUGAAGGGUCUGAUUCGGAGCGAGGUGUAGCUAAUAUUACCGAAUCAGAUCAGUACGAAACCGAGUUUGACGAGGUAAUGAAUUCGGCCGAUCCUCCAUCCACUUCGGGCCGGGGGGAUCUUUCUCUUGAUGGCAUUUUUCACUGCUUAGAGGAUCUUCCUGCCGCAGGCCCCGAAGACAUGGCCAGGUUAAGCCUGACAAAACUUGCCAGGAAGGCGAAUGCGAAAAGGUUCGCCGCGCGGCGAAGAGCGAAGGCCCUUCCGUCUGAAGUACCACCCGCCACCGAAUCUCAACUCUCCCUGCCUGUUAGCGAAUCAGAGUCCUUGCGCGUUAUUGAGGUGGAGACGACAAAAAAUCGCAAUGCCGAAUCUACUUUGAUCGUGCAGGCCGGCCAAGAAGUUGAGGAAGAGGCAGAGAAACGCCCUGCCGAGUUUGAGGCCGGCUCAGAAGAACAAGGCGGCAAACGUCCUUGAUUAGAGGGAUCAAAUGUGAUCGUUCCUUUUGUCAUUCAGCCGAUGAUAAAAAACAUGCCGGUUUCUUCUGAUGCUUCGGCGCUUAAAGAUGCAGAAGUCGUAUUCAGCUUGGCUACGUCCGUGUCAUUGCCGUCUGACAAGAAGGCUUUCCGGGUGGAACCAAAUCUGAAUGCGACAGCACUAGCCGCCCAAUCGGCACUUUUGGUACAUAUUCAGACCUUGCUUCACUUAAUCCAAAUGCUGUUGAAAUUAUGGUUUUAAAUUCUUGUUUUGCAGACCGACAGAAGGAUAGCCGAUAUGGGCCAUCGCCAUCACGACGCCGUCAAACAGAUUGGUCGUUUACGAAAGAAAGUUGAGGGCCAGAGGAGAAGGGUCGAAGUCGAAGCUUUGAGGGCAAACAAGGAAGCCUCAAGGGCCGAGGCUAAGGUGGAGAGGGCUCGUAGCGCAGAUCAAUUGAGAUCAGAUGCCAAGAAGGAGGCGGACGCGAGCGAAGAUGCGCUCAAAUUAGCCCAGAAGGCGGUCUCCAAACUGGAGGCUGAGUUGGCUGAAAUGAAGGCGGCGAAGGAAACAGCCGACUCGGAGGCUUCCAAAGUAUUCGAG
Camellia sinensis is the source of this 1563-nucleotide messenger RNA. NCBI's taxonomy places the organism in Eukaryota, Viridiplantae, Streptophyta, Magnoliopsida, Ericales, Theaceae. The record is from RefSeq and is a predicted model, not a curated record.